Molecule: messenger RNA, 2709 nt
Organism: Sphaerodactylus townsendi
Lineage: Eukaryota; Metazoa; Chordata; Lepidosauria; Squamata; Sphaerodactylidae
Gene: CSF2RB
Product: colony stimulating factor 2 receptor subunit beta
Biological process (GO): immunoglobulin mediated immune response; cytokine-mediated signaling pathway
Cellular component (GO): external side of plasma membrane; membrane
Molecular function (GO): cytokine receptor activity; protein binding
Source: RefSeq, a predicted model, not a curated record
CAAAGACUAAGAUACUUUCCAAUGUCUCUAAAAUCUCGGAUUUCAGCUACGAAAAGUAUGACAAUAGCAAGGUGAACAACUGCCAUUUCUCAAUACAAAGAAAGCUCUUCUGGCUCAUAUAUCCAGAGGAAAAGCAAAACGUGGACGAACAUGACGUUCUGCAGUGCUCUCCUGACUUUAAGCCUUAUCUUGCAUAUUAAUGAAACGAAGCAGACUCAGCUCAUGGAAUCUCUCCAGUGCCUCAAUGACUACGAAUCAUUUGUAUCCUGCACCUGGUCUGAGCACAAAGAUCUACAAAAGUUUAUCAAGAUGAGCCUUUUCUAUAAGACUGAACACAGAGGGGGCUUCGAAAAUAUGACCAACUGUAGCAUCCCAAAUAUAGACAUUCAAAGUAGAAUUUGGAACUGCUACAGAAGCCAGACCUUUUUUUAUGCUUCAGAGAAGCAGUACUACACUUUCAAACCCAAUCGGAAGCUGGAAGUCCAACUGAAUGUCAGCCUCUUUGACAAUGUCCAGCCUCCUCCACCAAAGGAAUUAGACAUCAGCCUCACAAAAGAAGAUGACUUUCUGUUGACAUGGAAAUCGGGUGGUGGAACAAAUGAAAGCCAUUGGCUAGAUGAUACCCUGGAAUAUGAAGUUGCAUACAAAAGAGACUGGGAAUCCUGGGAGAGAUCGACCUCUGUUUUUGUCUCAAAUGUCUCACGCUGCCUUCUCCAUCACACUGAUCUUGUAACUGGGAGUGCUUACGUUGCUCGUGUUCGGAGCAAACCACGCCAAAACGGUCAUCUUUCAGGUCGUUACAGUGAAUGGAGUUCUACUGUAAAGUGGACAAAACAGGAAGGUGACGAAGCCCAACCCAAGAACCUUCGCUGCCUGUUUAAUGGCCUAGAUUGUCUAACCUGCAGCUGGGAGUUGAGGCGAGAGCUCACUGGUUCUCUCUCUUUUGCGCUCUUCUACAAGAUCAGCCCAGAAUCCGUAGAGACCCCGUGCUUUCCAGUUGAGGAAAAGGAAUUGCCAGACCCCCUUCAUGUAUUGCAAAGCUGCAAGAUCAAUGUCACCAACCCGGAGAGACUAAGCCAAUAUCUCAUAACUGUGCGACCCAAGCAAGAAGAGAAAAUUAUUGAGCCUGUUCGGAACAUCAAGGCAGAUCCUCCUUUCGGGCUCUCUGUGAAAAGGGCAAACAACCAGUUGUACGAACUGCAAUGGAAAGACAUAAAACAUGAGGAUUUGAGGCUAUAUCAAGUCUCAUAUUGGGAGGCUGACAAGAAGUAUGAGAAGAACAUCAGUGAAAACCUCUCUCAGUUCACCUUCAGCUUUCCAUUGCUGAAACCAGGAACCCGUUACAAGACACAGAUACGGGCAAAAGUACAUCAUGGUUCCAUUUAUGGCCCUUGGAGUACAUGGAGUGAAGAACAUGAAUGGGUUACCGGAAGUGAAUUGCCUUCCUGGAGUUUUACCCUUGCUGUGCCAGUCUUUAUCAUUCUGGGAAUGGUGGGACUCUGCUGUAGCAAAAGAUAUCUACUCAGAAAGAAAAGAGAAUGGGAUAAAAACAUUCCAAGACCUCCUAGUAUGUUUCUACACCCAGAUUAUUUUACGAAAAUACAGCUGCCAGAAAGUUUAGAGGAAAGCAGUAGACAGAGCUCUUUAGAAGAGUUCACCAGCAACAAUGCAUUGGAAAGGUCAAUGCUGGUUAGAUGUCCAAAUGCUCUUGCAGCUGAGUCAUGGAAAAUAAGAUCACUUUCAGCUGUCUUUCAGAAUACAGAAACUACAGAAUUUUCUGAAGCCAAACUUGACCAGUGUGUGAGUCAUGCUGAACUAUCUCCCAGGCUUGCUCAUAGUCACAAAGCUGAGAUGGGUCUAGCUCAUCAGGUGUUUGAUUUUAAUGGCCCAUACUUAAUGUCCCUUCAAGAGUCACCUGUGCCUGAUGCUCCAGAAGAUGUUGCCCCUUCAGAAAUGAGGGGGAUUCCAGUGUCUAUGCAAUAUGUGGAAUUGCCUCAUGGAUCCUGUUCUCAGAUUUUGCCAGUGGGAAAAGAGAAAGGUACAAUUCCACCAAUCUGCACUGUCCAUUCUGAGGAAAAGGAGAAACUACCGCUUUCUGGAAGAAGGCAAGAAGUAUCUGAAAGCCAAUUGACAAGUGACACAUUGGAAAAAAGUGGAAACAAAGAUCAGGGGCUACAAAGUCCUACCAGCACCAACAACCACUCAAAAAAUGGGAUUUUGGAUUAUUUUACCACUGCAGAGCUAUCAAAGGAGCGAGGCUCUUUGUUUCUGUUACCCAAGGUUGCCUUGAAGGAGGGGAUGGUCACUUGUGCUAUGAAAACAUCUGCCUCACAGCUGUCCCAAGCAUCAGAUGAUCCCUCCAGCUCAGAACGGUACCAGAAGGAAACAGACACCGUGCUCCCACCAAAGGACCAAUCAUCAAGUAUUCCUUCAGUAACAUCCCAGGAUGUGUUUGGUGACUAUUUUAUUACCAUUCUAGGAUCUAUGCCAAUGGAAAUAUUUUCUGUAUCUCCAAAAGAUCCUGGACACAGCAAGAACUUUCUUGUGUUCAACCCCAAUGGCAAAAGCCUCAUUUUAAAAAGUCAAGUGGGUGAAUAUUGCUUCUUCCCCAGCACUAAGCCUAUCACAAAAGGCCAAGAAGGAUAUAUGGGAUGCCUUGCCUUGCCACCCCUCACUCUCUCCCCUCCCUCAGUUCUCUUCCCUUGCAUG